ACUUUAAGAUGCACCAAACGAAACUCAAGUAUUUGAAAGUUGCCGUGCAGCCAACAAAUAAUAAUAACUAAAAUAUUUCUGAUCCUUGAGUUGUGAUUUCUGCUAAAAAAGGUUUUAUGGAAAUCUGUUUUUGUUUGGGCAUGAAACCAUGAAAAUGCGUCAACAUUUGGAGAAAAAUCCGCAAUUCUGAUUUUUUUCUUCCUAAAAUCAAAAUGGUUCAGCCGGUUAACAGCCUCUUAAACAAACCCCUACUGUCACUCUCCCUUGUAAUUGACAGCGUUUCCUUUCUAGCUUCUUUUAUUUUGGCAGUACUUCUCUUUACAAAGGUUACAGAAAAGUUCUCAACAAACGUUGAUCACAAUCUACCCUUGUACAUGGAAGACAAGCUGAACCAGUUCUGUAUGGUGUCGUUAGUUGGUGCUAUUGUACUGACAAUAUUUUGCCUAGGUAGUUUGGUCUGCCUGCUAUUCUCUCUAUGCCUACUACUGCCUGAAUGGAGCCUGCCUGCUGCCUGUAUAAAUGUAAAAAGGCUUGCUAUAACAGAAUACCUGCAGACUAUUUGUCCACCUGAGGAGAAUAUUCCAGUUCAAAGACAUCAAGUUAUAACUCUCAACUCUCUCUAUUCAUAAUUAUUGAUGAAAUGUUUAAAAUGUAAACUUUUUGUUCCCAGAACUCAUUAAAUCACAUAUUAAAUACAAUAAACAAAUCAUGAUCCAA
Molecule: messenger RNA, 717 nt
Organism: Eurytemora carolleeae
Lineage: Eukaryota; Metazoa; Arthropoda; Copepoda; Calanoida; Temoridae
Exons: 5
Coding region: 213-629 (138 amino acids)
Source: RefSeq, a predicted model, not a curated record